Messenger RNA from Panicum virgatum (switchgrass), 1440 nucleotides. RefSeq names its product methyl-CpG-binding domain-containing protein 11-like. NCBI's taxonomy places the organism in Eukaryota, Viridiplantae, Streptophyta, Magnoliopsida, Poales, Poaceae. The transcript is spliced from 3 exons. The coding region runs from base 123 to 1022 and encodes 299 amino acids. The record is from RefSeq and is a predicted model, not a curated record. Gene Ontology annotation, molecular function: DNA binding.
CCGAAAAUGCCCCCACGCGCCCGUCGCGUCCCACCUCCCCCACCAGCACGGCGAGAGCGGAGAGCUCGUGUCCUGACACGACAGCGAGAGCGGGAGCACGAAGGCGAAUCCACCGCACCCUCAUGGCGACGGAAGGCGAGCAGCAGCAGCAGGCGCCGCCGGCGGAGGAGGUCGUGUCCGUCGAGAUGCCCGCGCCCGAGGGGUGGACCAAGAAGUUUACUCCCCAGAGAGGGGGAAGAUCUGAGAUUGUUUUUGUUUCACCAACCGGAGAGGAAAUUAAGAACAAGAGGCAACUAAGUCAGUACCUAAAGGCACACCCUGGAGGUCCUCCUGCUGCUGAGUUUGAUUGGGGAACUGGUGAUACCCCAAGACGUUCUGCUCGCAUUAGUGAGAAAGUCAAGGUUUUUGAUAGCCCGGAAGGUGAGAAGAUCCCGAAACGCAGCAGGAACUCAACUGGCAGAAAGGGCAAGCAGGAGAAAAAGGAGGCCCCUGAAACUGAAGAAGCCAAAGAUGCUAAAGCUGGCAAGGAUGCAAAGGAGGCCCCUAACGAAGAUGCUGCGAAGGACACUGAUGUGGAGAUGAAGCCUGGUGAAGAGGUGAAGGAGGCUCCUACUGGAACUGAAGACGCAGAGAAGGCUGCAGACAAGGCUGAUGCUCCUGCUCCUGCACCAGCAGAAGAAGAAAAGAAGGAAACUGAGAAACCUGCUGAAACUGAUGUUGCCCCUUCUGCGUCAUUGGAGAAGAAAGACACUGCAGAAGAGAAGAAGGAAGAUGCCAAGCCAGCUGAGCCUGAAGCUCCAGCUCCAGCAAGCAACCCUACUGAGAACUCGGCCCCUGCUCCCACCGAGACUGCUGCUCCAGUGUCUGAAACCAAAUCAGAUGCCGCUGCUCCAGCGUCUGGAGCCAAACCUGACGCUGCUGCUCCAGUAGAGAACUCCACUGACAAAGGUGCUAGCCAGGAGAGCCAGCCUAACGCCGUCAACAACGGGCAGCUGCCGCACUGUGCGGUGAAGUGCACCUGAUCCCGGAACUGGAAGGAAGCCUGAAUCCACCCUUCCGGCGCCGUGUAUCUCAUUUAGGAACAUUUGCAUUCGCAUUGUAAUCAGUCAAAAAUCGGUGGAUUGGUAAGCAUGUUAAUUAGUCAGUCUGACGCUGCUGGGUGACAGUCGGUAAGUUAAAAGUAGGCCCUGCAUUUUAGCUUUUGGUAUGGCUGGUGUCAGCCGCCGUACAUGUAUCCAUCAUCGACAUCUUAUUGGUUGCAUUGUAUACCUAACCGUGCAAGUUAAUCUUAGGACAUGUAUACUCCUCUCUGAAUGUUUGUAUUCUGUACCUGUGCUGCGUGUUGUGUAACCUGCAUAACCAGUUGCAUUUGCUGCUGCUGUCUAUGAAAAAUAAAGGCUGCUGUCUGGCUACUUUGGCUAGGCUAGCUGUGGAUGCCAA